Messenger RNA from Bactrocera oleae (olive fruit fly), 447 nucleotides. RefSeq names its product alcohol dehydrogenase. The record is from RefSeq and is marked provisional. Gene Ontology annotation, cellular component: cytoplasm. NCBI's taxonomy places the organism in Eukaryota, Metazoa, Arthropoda, Insecta, Diptera, Tephritidae. Gene Ontology annotation, molecular function: alcohol dehydrogenase (NAD+) activity.
AUCAAUACCACGCUAGAGGCAAUUCCACUCAUGGACAAGAAUAAGAAGGGACGCGGUGGCCUGAUUGUCAAUAUUGCUUCCGUGUUGGGUUUGGAGCCCGCACCACCCGCCGCCAUCUACUGCGCAUCUAAAUUCGGUGUUAUGGGCUUCUCGCGUUCAAUUUCCGAUCCUUAUUAUUACAACCUUACCGGUAUUGCGGUAGCCACAUUUUGUCCCGGUUUGACAGAAACGCCGUUGAAGAACAAUAUUGCUACUAAAUACACCUUCGAAUAUUCGAAGGUGAUUGGUGAUAAGCUCAACAACACCAAGACGCAGAAACCCGAAGCUUGUGGCGCUCAUUUGACUCAGGUGCUCGAUACAGCCGAGAAUGGUGGAAUCUAUAUUAGCAACCAAGGCACUUUGUCCAAGGUCACACCGACCGUCUACUGGCAACCCACAUUCAACUAG